Messenger RNA from Erythranthe guttata (spotted monkey flower), 2150 nucleotides. RefSeq names its product WD repeat-containing protein 26 homolog. The record is from RefSeq and is a predicted model, not a curated record. Lineage: Eukaryota; Viridiplantae; Streptophyta; Magnoliopsida; Lamiales; Phrymaceae. Gene Ontology annotation, molecular function: protein binding.
UAUAUAUAUCCCAAAAACACAGUAAAAUUUUAUCCUUUAGCAUACAAUCUAAACAAAUACAAAUACCCAUUUCCUGAAUCGGAUCCACAACCGCUCCGCCAUUGCUAGAAUAUACGAUACGGGAUUGAUCAAAUAUUUGCCAGAGAAAGAUCCUGGCUCUUUACGCUUUUAAUAUAUGGGCUGAAGUGCACUUUUCAUGGGAGGUAUAGAGGAUGAUGAACCACUGUCAAAACGUGUGAAAGUUUUGUCAGGAGAAUCGGUAGGUCUUUCCAACGGUUUAUCUCUUAACGAGGGUAGUUUCUCAUUGAGGGACUCAAUGGCUCGGCUGUUAUCAUCUCAAGGGGAUAAUGAGGCCAUUGGUUCAAAAGGUGUCAUAAAGAAAGUUGAACUUGUUCGAAUUAUAACCGAGGCAUUGUAUUCUCUUGGCAAUUCCGAGACAGGGGCUCGCCUAGAGGAGGAGUCGGGAAUUCCGUUGCACACCCCUGUAGUAGAUAUGUUUAUGCGUCAGACUCUAGAAGGUCAAUGGGAUAAAAGUGUUUCAAUGUUACAUAAAAUUGGUCUAGAUGAAACAAUGAUUAAGUCGGCAUCUUUUAUAAUACUGGAGCAGAAAUUCCUUGAACUUUUGGAGGGAGAAAAAGUCAUGGAUGCUUUGAAGACUCUGAGGACCGAGAUUAUUCCUCUUUCGAUAAAUGACGAGAGAGUUCGAGUUCUGUCUUCAUAUAUUAUAUCUCCCUCGAAGAAUUUAUUUGAUGUAUCUCACGGUAAAGAGUCGAUAUUCAGGUCUCGUAAAAAGUUGCUGGAGGAAUUGCAAAAGUUGCUUCCUCCAACUGUGAUGAUUCCAGAAGAAAGGUUGGUGCAUCUUGUUGAACAGGCGGUUCUCUUGCAAAAGGAUGCCUGUAAGUUUCACAAUUCCUCGGUUGGAAAAUUGUCACUGCUCGCCGAUCACAAGUGUGGAGGAGGUGAUAUUCCUUCUCAUACGUUGCAGAUACUUGAAGAACACAAUGAUGAAGUCUGGUUCUUGCAAUUUUCACACAAUGGGAAAUACUUGGCAUCAUCAUCUGGUGAUUGCCUUGUGAUUAUAUGGGAGGUCAUGGCUGAUGGCCAAGUUUCUUUAAAACAUAAAUUAUCCGGUCACCAAAAACCCGUCUCCUAUAUUUCAUGGAGCCCCGAUAACGAUCAACUUCUAACAUGUGGAGUAGAGGAGGCAAUUAAACGAUGGGAUAUUGCCUCCGGUGAAUGCUUACAUACAUACGAAAAAAGAGGUCUCGGUCUUGUCUCUUGCACGUGGGCCCCGGAUGGUAAGAGCAUAUUCUCUGGCGUUUCCGAUAAAAGCAUCAGCAUGUGGGAUCUCGAAGGUAAAGAGUUAAAAUGUUGGAGAGGGCAGAAAACUACUAUGAUUGCAGAUAUAGGUAUGACUGCAGAUGGGAAAGAGCUUGUAACAGUUUGUAAAGAAACCGUCAUACUGUUGUUUGGAUGGGAAACGGAAUCCGAGAAAACUAUUGUGGAGGAUCAUCCGAUAAUUUCGUUUGCGCUUUCGGAAGACAAGAAGUUUUUGCUCGUUAGCUUAUUGAAUGGAGAACUUCACGUUUGGAACAUAGAUGGCUGCACUAGGCUGGUAGCUAAGUACAAAGGUCACAAACGCACUCGGUUUGUUGUGAGGUCUUGUUUUGGUGGAUUGGAGCAAGCGUUUAUCGCCAGUGGAAGUGAAGACUCACAGGUUUAUAUAUGGCACAGGCUAUCGAAGGAGCUGAUAUUGACUCUAGCCGGACAUACUGCAGCUGUGAACUGCGUUAGCUGGAAUCCCGCGAAUCCGUAUAUGCUGGCUUCUGCAAGUGACGACCGUACGAUACGUAUUUGGGGAUUAAAUCAGGUAAAUAUGAACGGCAGUCGGGGGCAGAAUAGUCAUAACAAUAAUAAUAAUAAUAAUGGUGUCAACUACUGCAAUGGGGGAGGAGGGACUUGAAGCUGGAAGGAAAAUGCUCAAUUCUUUUUAGCCUUUUGCUUUUAUGUAAAUUCUUUUUAACUUUUAUUAUGGUAAUAAUCCAACAUUUGUUUGGAGCUCUAGGAUUAUGGAUUUUAAUUCACUUUGAUGAUAUUAUUCUCUACUUUCUUUUUUUCUUUAAUAUAUUAGUAUUUUCGGUUUUUUUUUU